AUGGCCGGAGUCACAACGAGCAAAAGUGGAGAUGCAGCGCCGGUCUCCAUUGCAGUUUCUCAAGGCUCUGUCCUGGGACCAGUGCUGUUUCUGAUCUACGUCAACGACCUCCCAGAUGUUCUUGCAAGCCCAUGUCUACUUUUUGCGGAUGAAUUGAAAUCCUGGAGUUCCAAUGCCAGUGCCCCCCCCCAAAUGGAUGUAGACGCUGCCAAGCAGUGGUCGUUGGACUGGCACCUUCCUCUGAAUGAUGAAAAAUGCGUCCAUAUAUCGUUUGGAGGAGACUCAGCGAAUGCCUUUUUUAUGCAUGGUGAAAAGAGACCAGAAAACAUCAUGAGGAUAGAUGCCAAAAAAGAUUUAGGCAUCUGGGUCUCCUCAAACUUGUCCUUCGCACUACACCAUGAGAAAUCGGCCCAAAAGGCAUUCGCCGUUUUACGGAUGAUCCGACGUACCUUCUCCCGUAUUACUCGCAUGGACUUCCAAAUACUCUAUGGGGCCUACGUCAGACCGCUCCUGGAGUACGCCAACCAAGUUGUCUACUCAGGACGUACGAAAGACGUUACCCUCAUUGAGCGUGUCCAGCGGGCCGCCACGAGAAUGGUUGCCGGCCUCAAGUCCGUGGACUACGAAACGCGUCUCGCGACGCUUGAUCUCUUUCCCCUGGAGUACCGUCGCCUCCGAGGGAGCCUAAUUCUUACUUACGCCCUGUUUGAACAAAGCUUGGCAAACAGGUUUUUACCGUUGACCCAGCAAACACCCGGCGAGGAAACAGCUUUCCCCGCCUCAAAUUUACUGAAGGCCUCCUCCUUUUCCAAAUGGCGAUCGGAGAAGGGUGGUACCAAACAGGAAGUUGUUGAACUUAACUUCGAAGAACCUGUAGAAGUAUGCCGUUUGGAUAUCGGGAAUAAUGGCUCAGCCUUCAUCGAAGUGCUCGUCCGGCGAUCCGCGUCGGCAGAUGAUCCUUCGGUCCUUUUACCCUCAUCUUCAUUUCUUUCACCCGUGGAGGCCAAAAAUGAGAGCAAUCUAAACCGUGUGCGGGUCUUCAGUGGUGAUCAGCUGACAAGCUCUGUCGCAAGCCAAAAAUGGGACGUGUUUCGGUUCGUGUGCUCACAGCCGUUCAAUAAAAACCUUCAAUAUGGGAUCUCUUUUGUUAGUUUUCAUUCUCCCGCUUUGAGCAGCCAGCAACCUGAAACGACUUCUAAUAGAAAAGCUUUGAUUAGCGACGCUAUGAUUGACGUAGGUGACGAUGAAGAACCACCAGGCCUCCGUCCUGGUGCAUUGUUUCAGGCUGCAAAAGCCGCCGCUUCGUCGUCCCUAGCCGCCCCAACAAAUUCUGUCGCUCAGCCCGUCUCAGUCGCUGAGAAGCUACUGGCCGCGAGGCACUCCGGGAGGUCUGAAAUACUCUCUGCAUCAAGAUCCCCUGCAUCCACGCCCAUCACCGCCCCAUCAAGCCGUCCGCGUCUCUCUCCGAAGCACUCCUUAACCUCAGCUAAUUUGCCUUCCUCCAGUUCUGCGCGCUCCACGACAAGCCAAGCAGUCAACCCAUCAACCCAUAACCCUACGUCCCAUCGCUCCUCAGUUGCAAAUUCUAAACAGCAAUCAACUGGAGCUUCAGUAUCCUCCGCAAUGUCCCAGUCUCCACCUUCUUCACCAAGCCGUGGUGGUAGUCACCCAACCUCUUCUCGUCCUCUUCAUGGUGUUGUUUUCUGUUUGAGUGGCUAUCAAAACCCUUUGCGCAGUGAAUUGAGGGAGAAGGCUUUGGAUUUAGGUGCCAGUUUUCGCCAAGACUGGGGACCUAGUUGCACUCAUUUGAUAUGCGCCUUCGCGAACACGCCGAAAUUCAAAGAGGUCAAAGGCAAGGGCAUUAUAGUUUCAGAUAAGUGGAUUCAGGAAUGUUAUAUGAAGAAGUCCAAGGUCAACUGGCGGCCGUAUCGUGUUGGCCGAGCUCCAAGUCCUCCGAAUAUCGCAGAUGAUGCUGUAGCGACAACUCCAGACGAUGGAACUAAAGAGUCCCCAUCCAGUUCUCAGCGUCCUUCGUCCGCCCGGAAAUCUCUGAAACGAAAAGCAAAGUCAGAUGAUGAUGAUGAUGAAGAUUGGAGGCCAGCGAGCGAAGGGCUGUCAGAGGAAGAGGACGAGGAUGAGGGGGAAGAAGGUAGUGCAUCGGCAGACGAGGAAGAUUUCGAACCGGAUGGUGAAUCGGACGAGGAAGACAAUGAUCACUCCGAAAGCCGAAAAAACAAGCAUCGCGGGACUAAGAAGAAGCAAAAAGUGACAGAACGUCCAAGUCGUUCGACCGAUUCCGUUGGCAUAUCAAAACGCUCAAGUAGGUUGCAUGUGGACAGUGCUUUCUUCGGUCUCCGACUCUCUUUCUCUUGCAGAGUCGGUUUGCCCACAAAGUUAUCCUUGUUUAGCAUGUCUCACUUAUUUUCCUCUUUCGUGUUACUCAAUGCAGAAACCACCGAUAAGCUUGAUACAUCUGGACAAAAAAAUGCGCCUGGUGCGACCGAGUGGACCCCCGUUCGACGCAAAGCCAUCUUAUUCUCCGGUCCCCACGCUUCCGUCGACAGUGUGUUGCUGUACAAAUGUACUUUUUUUCCUUCACCCAAAGGUCCUUCAGCCGGUCACUCUCAAUCGGUACCAGUGGAUCCUGAUGAAGAGAAUACUGAUGAUGAAAUCCAAAGAGCCCUUGACACUCCCGCAAAGGACGCUGGUGCGGACCAGGCUUGUGACGAUGCAGCCCCGGCUGAAGUAGCUCCGAUAGAAUUACCGGAUAUUUUCGAAGGAAAACACUUCUUUUUGCACGCCAAGGACAUACCGGUCGAUGAAGAACGCCUCCUCCAACGCCUGAUCAUUGCGUUCGCUGGAAACCUCCAUCCAUACAUGCACCCUGAUGUGCAGUAUGUGAUCACAAGGUCAGCCUGGAGCGAGGACUUCGACAAUGCUCUGAGUGAUAAUAAUUCACUUAUAUUCGUUCGUCCUGAUUGGAUAUUCGCGUGUGAUCACCAAGGCAAAUGGGUUCCUUUCCAGAAGUUUUUGGUCGUUGGCUAAUGAUGCCUAGCAUAACUCAGCGAGCAGACACUUCGAUGCGUACGAUAACAACCUUUUGAAUGCCACCCCUAUCCAAGUCUUUGCAUAUCCAUUAGUAUCUGUUUGCUACAUCACUAACAUUGUUUAUCGCCUAUUUUGUACAAUAAAUUCACUCAGCUCAUUCAUAUCUUGCCG
Opisthorchis viverrini is the source of this 3219-nucleotide messenger RNA. RefSeq lists its product as hypothetical. The transcript has 15 exons. Gene Ontology annotation, cellular component: nucleus. Bases 1 to 3045 code for a protein of 1014 amino acids. Lineage: Eukaryota; Metazoa; Platyhelminthes; Trematoda; Opisthorchiida; Opisthorchiidae. Gene Ontology annotation, biological process: single strand break repair; base-excision repair; double-strand break repair via nonhomologous end joining. Gene Ontology annotation, molecular function: damaged DNA binding. The record is from RefSeq and is a predicted model, not a curated record.